AAUCCUGUACCGACCUUCUGACCUCAUACAGCGACCCUUACUAGUGUAGGGUUUGAUGUGGAUGCAGCUGGUAUAUAUAACGCUCUGAAGCUGAGUUCGUUCCUCCACCUCCCAGCUUCCCGACUCAUAGUCGAUCAACAACUAUCGAGCAAACCACUCGUGUCGUGACUCAGCCGUCAAACACCCUGACCUCAACAGUAUUCACAGCAACCAUGUCCACGAAAAAUCUAACGCAACUCAAGCACCUCACCUCGAUGAAUGCGAGCGCGGAUGGCUCCUUCAAACGCCCAGUUUCCCAGUUCAGAAACUGGGUUGAGCAAAGCGGGCAGUUUGCGCCGGAGAAAGGUCGAUACCAUCUCUAUGCCUCGUACGGCUGCCCAUGGGCAACGCGCACCCUGAUCAUGCGCAAGCUCAAGGGCCUCGAGGAAAUAAUCCCGGUUACAAUGGUCUCGCCUCGCAUGAGCGAGAACGGCUGGCCCUUCGCGAACAUCGACCCGUUCCCCGGCGUCGAUGUCGAUCCUCUCCAUAACGCCGAGUACAUGAGGGACGUCUACCUCCGUGCGGCCCCGGACUUCGAGGGCCGCUUCACGGUGCCCGUCCUCUGGGACAAGAAGACGCACACUAUCGUGAACAACGAGAGCUCUGAGAUCAUCCGGAUGUUCAACAGCGCGUUCAACCAAUUCUUACCCGAGGAGAAGGCGAAGCUUGACUUCUACCCGGAGCACCUGAGGAAAGAGAUCGACGAGCUGAAUGCUUGGGUGUAUGAUACCGUGAACAAUGGUGUAUACAAGGCCGGCUUUGCAGCAGUGCAGUCAGCAUACGAGAAAGCGGUCUACCCGCUCUUUGAUUCGCUCGAUCGGCUCGAGAAGCUGCUCGAGGGCAAGGACUACCUCGUCGGCGGUCAGCUAACAGAGGCUGACAUUCGGCUCUUCGUCACCAUCAUUCGCUUUGACGUCGCAUACUAUAGCCACUUCAAGUGCAACUUCCGGACCAUCCGCCACGGAUAUCCGGCGAUCCACCUCUGGCUGCGCAAGCUGUACUGGAACAUCCCCGCAUUCAGAGAGACGUGCAACUUCGACCAUAUCAAGACGGGGUACCACUGGCAGAAAGCUUACAACCCGACGCAGGUCGUGCCCGUUGGGCCGAUCCCGAGCAUUCUUCCGCUCGAAGCGUAGCUGCAGCAACUAUCUGGUGUCUCGGUG
Messenger RNA from Fomitopsis serialis, 1202 nucleotides. RefSeq names its product glutathione S-transferase. The transcript is spliced from 6 exons. NCBI's taxonomy places the organism in Eukaryota, Fungi, Basidiomycota, Agaricomycetes, Polyporales, Fomitopsidaceae. Gene Ontology annotation, molecular function: glutathione transferase activity. The record is from RefSeq and is a predicted model, not a curated record. The coding region runs from base 213 to 1175 and encodes 320 amino acids. Gene Ontology annotation, cellular component: cytoplasm.